AUGAAACAACUUAGCAAUCGAUCAAUCUUAAACUUACCAAUCUCUACUUCAAUCAUUCAUUAUCUUUCAUCUGAUCCAAUCGUACCAUCCAUCUCAAAACUAUUUUCAAUUCAUCAAUCCAAUAAUUCAACUUCAAUCAAACCAUCAAACUUACGUAGAUCUCGUCAAGUUAAUGCUACCUUUAGUUUUGUAACACCUUUACCUAUUUCCUUUCCAUAUCAAAUUCCACAAACUUAUUUAAAUCCUCAAUCAAAACCAGAAUCAGUUUCAUUAGAUGAAAUUGAAUCAUAUCUAUCACAAUUCGAACCUAAUCCAAAUCAUCCAAUUCAAACUAAAAUCACAUCAAACUCUCAUGAAUCUUUAACUCCUCUAGGUUUCACAAGUCAAGCUCGUCAAACCCUUUUUCAAUCCCUUUCACCCGAAUUAUUAAGUUUAUCUUAUAAAUCUAUUCAAGAUUGUUUACCAAACUUAAUCAUUGGAAUCAAUGAAUCGAGUGAAGAACGAAUCGAAUUAAUUAAAGUUUUGAGUGGUGAGAUCGUAUUAGGUAGAUUACCUGAAACUGUUGAUCGAUCAUCAAAACCUUCACAUCUUACAGAAGUUGAGGACCAAGAUUUGAUUAAACAAAAAGGAUUCGGUCCUUGGAGUUUAGCUUAUGCUGGUCAUCAAUUCGGUUUCUUUGCUGGUCAAUUAGGUGAUGGUAGAGCGAUUUCGAUUCUUUCGACUCCGACCACCGAAUCAAUCCUUAACCAAGCUUUCAAUCUAACUACUGUUCCUUCAACUCAUCAAAUCAAACCCAAAAUUGAACUCCAAUUAAAAGGAGCCGGUCGAACUCCAUUCUCAAGAUUCGCAGAUGGAUUAGCCGUCUUACGGUCCUCGAUUCGUGAAUAUCUAGGUACCGAGUUUUCUCAUUCGCUCUAUGGAUUUCCUACCUCAAGAUCGAUGAGUUUGAUCAGUUUAUCAAACCUACAAGUCCAACGUGAAAGCAUGGAGAGUGGAGCGAUCGUUAGUAGGUUAGCACCUAGUUGGAUUAGGAUUGGGAAUUUCGAAUUGUUUAGGUUUAGAGAAGAUUGGAAGAAGUUGAUGGACUUAAUCCGAUUUGUGGGAGUUCAAGUCUUUGGGUUUUCUAAAGAUCAACCCGAUCUGGGAUUAAAAGUUUUUAAAGAGAUUAUGAUUCGGAAUGCUAUGAUGGUAGCUGCUUGGCAAGCAUGGGGUUUCAUGCACGGAGUGAUCAAUACAGAUAACGUAAGUAUCUUAGGGAUCACCAUUGAUUUUGGACCAUAUGCAUUCAUGGACAUCUAUGAUCCGAAUCAUAUUUGUAAUAAAUCAGAUGAGAAUGGACGAUAUGAUUUCAAAUCCCAACCUGAAAUGAUUAAGUUUAGUUUAAAGAAAUUAGGUGAAAGUUUGAAUGAAUGGAUCGGAUUUGAAACAUUACAAAAAGAUGAUCUUGAGAAGAAAGAGUUUGUGGAAUUGAUGAAGGAUGAUUUAGAAUUUAGGAAAAAGGUUAAGGAGAUCGGUCAGGUUGAGGUAUUGAAAGUCUUGGAUGGAUUUGAUGAAAUUUAUUUACAUCAAUAUGAUUCUAUCAUGAUUAAAAGAUUAGGUUUAGAAGAAUUAAAACCAACCGAUCAUAAAGAAAUCAUUAAACCUUUAUUGGAUUUAAUGAAAGAUAAAUUAGAUUAUUCGAAUACGAUCAAGAAAUUAAACCAUUUACCUAACUUAGAGAAACCGAAUGCAAUCGAAACCGAAACCGAAUUAACCACAUAUAUUACUGAACUAUCAACCCCACCCUUUUCAAAUCCAAAUCAAAACCAAAACCCACAAGAAGAUUUCAAAAGAUGGAAAGAUUGGAUCCACAACUUUAUCAAAAGAAAACAAGAAAAUCAUUCGAUUGAUGUAAAUGAUUUGAAUCCCAAGUUUAUACUUAGACAAUGGAUCUUGGAAGAAAUCAUCCAAGAUCCUAAAUUGAUCAACCUGAUCUUAGGUUUGAUUAAUGGAGAGAUUGAUGAAAGUGAUCCAAGGGUUCAAAGGUUUUUGGAAGUGGGUGAUCGGAAGUGGAUUGGAUUUCAAUGUUCUUGUUCUUCUUAA
Melampsora larici-populina 98AG31 is the source of this 2082-nucleotide messenger RNA. RefSeq lists its product as uncharacterized. Lineage: Eukaryota; Fungi; Basidiomycota; Pucciniomycetes; Pucciniales; Melampsoraceae. The record is from RefSeq and is a predicted model, not a curated record. The transcript has 4 exons. The coding region runs from base 1 to 2082 and encodes 693 amino acids.